Molecule: messenger RNA, 1140 nt
Organism: Rhodotorula toruloides NP11
Lineage: Eukaryota; Fungi; Basidiomycota; Microbotryomycetes; Sporidiobolales; Sporidiobolaceae
Product: alcohol dehydrogenase (NADP+)
Exons: 10
Coding region: 1-1140 (379 amino acids)
Biological process (GO): alcohol metabolic process
Molecular function (GO): alcohol dehydrogenase (NADP+) activity; zinc ion binding
Source: RefSeq, a predicted model, not a curated record
AUGUCCUCCGCCGAAGUCCCCUCCAAGUUCCACGGCUGGUGCGCCGUUUCCAAGGACUCGAUCGAAGGCAAAUUCGUCUGGCAGGAGUACGAGCCAAAGGCUUUCGCCGACGACGACGUCGAUAUCAAGAUCAUGUACUGUGGUAUCUGCGCUUCGGACUUGCACACUGCUUCGGGCGGCUGGGGCGAAGUCGAUUACCCGCAAGUCGUCGGUCACGAGAUUGUUGGCGAGGUUGUCCGAGUCGGCUCGCAAGUCAAGCACGUCAAGGUCGGCGACAUUGUCGGCGUCGGAGCGCAGAACGACUCGUGCCUCGAGUGCGUGCAGUGCAAGGCCAGCCGCCCGCAGUACUGUGACAACAAUCCCGUCGGGACCUACAACGGCCGCUACUCGAGGGAAGGUCCCGGCAAGGGCGCCAAGUCGUACGGCGGUUACGCCGACUACCACCGCGCCCCCGGCCACUUCGUCGUCAAGAUCCCUGACGGCCUCGACCACGCUAUCGCUGCACCGAUGCUUUGCGGCGGCGUGACUGUGCACUCGCCGCUUGUGCAGUACGGAGCGGGAAAGACGGCGAAGGAUGUUGGAAUUGUUGGAAUCGGCGGACUUGGCCACUUCGGUCUCCUCUUCGCCAAGGCGCUCGGCGCGAACGUUACCGCCAUCUCGCACAGCGAGAGCAAGAAGGCCGACGCUGAGAAGAUGGGCGCGACCCGCUUCAUCGCGACCCACUCGGGCAGCGACGACGACUUUGCGCCGUACAAGCGCUCGCUCGACCUCAUCAUCUGCACGACCAACGACGCCUCAAUGCCGCUCAUCGGCUACCUUUCACUCCUCCGUCCUGGUGGACACUUGAUCCUCGUCGGAGCCCCAGAGGGACCCGUCGCUCGUGAACUCCCGGCUUUCCCGUUCCUAUUCGGUAACGUGAGCCUGGGAGGCUCGGCGAUUGGAUCCCCGUCGACUAUCAAGGAGAUGCUCGAGCUUGCGGCAAAGCAGAACAUCAAGUCGUGGAUCGAGAGGCGUCCCAUGGAGGAUGUCAACAGGGUCAUUCCGGAUAUGAACGCCUCGAAGGCUCGCUACCGGCGCGCUCGCUUCCCCGUUUUCGUCGUCUACGUCCUCGUCAACACCAAGAACGGCGGCAAACUUUGA